Oncorhynchus gorbuscha (pink salmon) is the source of this 5025-nucleotide messenger RNA. Its product is annotated as dihydrolipoyllysine-residue acetyltransferase component of pyruvate dehydrogenase complex, mitochondrial-like. NCBI's taxonomy places the organism in Eukaryota, Metazoa, Chordata, Actinopteri, Salmoniformes, Salmonidae. Gene Ontology annotation, molecular function: dihydrolipoyllysine-residue acetyltransferase activity. The transcript has 14 exons. Gene Ontology annotation, cellular component: pyruvate dehydrogenase complex. Gene Ontology annotation, biological process: pyruvate decarboxylation to acetyl-CoA. The record is from RefSeq and is a predicted model, not a curated record. The coding region runs from base 175 to 2046 and encodes 623 amino acids.
GAGAGCCGUAAAGCGUUGUGUUGUGAUGAGAGAGGUCAUUGGAAAGUGAGCACAGAGCUACCUGGGCUGGUUCGGGGGACAGAAAGAUACUUUGUUGCUACCAGCUAUUCCGGUACCGGAGUAGAUCCAGCGGAAUUUAAAAGGUCUUUAAGCGACUAAACUAACCGAGACGAAAUGCUUCGUCUCGUCCUGCGGCUGAGGAAUUGCUCAGCGAUUCCCCGGUGCCGUGGUGCCCUACCUGGGCCUGCCCUGAGCUCUCGCCCCUCUCCGGGACCUUGUCAUCUGAGGCUUUACCACGGGUUUGUCCGGUCAAGGGCUGUUUGCAAUGGAGGUAGUUUGAACACCGUGGUGUUCGCCAGCGGCACCCAGCGCUUCUACAGCCUACCACCGCACCAGAAGGUGGAGCUGCCUGCUCUGUCCCCCACCAUGCAGACUGGAACCAUCGCUCGCUGGGAGAAGAAGGAGGGAGACAAGAUCAAUGAGGGAGACCUUAUCGCUGAGGUGGAGACUGACAAGGCCACGGUGGGGUUUGAGCUGUUGGAGGACUGCUACCUGGCUAAGAUCCUGGUAGCUGAAGGAACUGGAGUUUCCGUGGGCUCUGUCAUCUGCAUCACUGUCGACAGUGCUGAUCUGAUCCCAGCCUUUAAGGACCUGACGUUGGACAAGCUGGCCGCUAGCUCCGCCCCUUCUGCGGCUGCCCCUCCCCCCCCCACUGCUGUCGCCCCUGGCAGCUCCCUACCACCCCACAUGAAGGUGUGUCUGCCAGCCCUGUCUCCUACUAUGACCAUGGGGACAGUGCAGCGCUGGGAGAAGAAGGUUGGAGAGAAACUCAGUGAAGGAGAUCUACUGGCGGAGAUAGAGACCGACAAGGCUACCAUCGGGUUUGAGGUGCAGGAGGAGGGUUACCUGGCGAAGAUCAUGGUGUCUGAGGGAACGCGUGACGUUCCUCUGGGCGCUCCUCUCUGCAUCAUCGUGGAGAAGGAGAGUGACAUCGCUGCCUUCAGCGACUAUGUAGAGGCAGCGGUGACUGAUGUCUCCCCCCCACCCCCUGCUCCUGCACCAGCACCGGUUGUAGCCCCCACUCCUGCAGCAGCUAGCCCAGCUCAUGUGGCCCCGCCAACCCCACGGAAAGGGCGUGUCUUCGCCAGUCCGCUAGCCAAGAAGCUCGCUGCAGAGAAGGGCAUUGACAUGGCCCAGGUCAGCGGCUCCGGUCCUGAUGGUAGAGUCACCAGGAAAGACAUUGAGACUUUCGUCCCCCCCACGGCUGCCCCUGCUGCUCCUGUUGCUGCAGCUCCUCCUUCCCCGGCUAGCCACGCCCCAACACCUGCCCCGGGUGUUGCCACGCCAACAGGCACCUUCACUGACGUUCCUAUCAGCAACAUCCGCAGGGUGAUAGCCCAGAGGUUGAUGCAGUCUAAACAGACCAUUCCCCACUACUACCUGUCUGUUGACGUCAACAUGGACCAAGUUCUGGGACUACGCACGGAGCUCAACGCUGAGGUAAAGGCCCAGAACAUCAAGCUGAGUGUGAAUGAUUUCAUCAUUAAAGCCAGCUCUCUGGCCUGCCUCAAGGUCCCGGAAGCUAACUCCCAAUGGCUCGACUCUGUCAUCCGACAGAACCAUGUGGUGGACGUGAGUGUGGCGGUGAGUACGCCCAACGGUCUGAUAACGCCCAUCGUGUUCAACGCCCACACCAAGGGACUGGCUGCUAUCAGCUCUGAUGUCUCCGCCCUGGCUGCCAAGGCCCGUGACGGGAAACUACAGCCGCACGAGUUCCAGGGAGGCACGUUUACCAUCUCUAACCUGGGAAUGUUUGGUGUCAAGAACUUCUCAGCCAUCAUUAACCCUCCCCAGGCCUGUAUACUGGCAGUAGGGGGCUCAGAGAAGAGACUGCUGCCCGCUGACAAUGAGAAAGGGUUUGACGUGGCCAGCAUGAUGUCGGUGACGUUAAGUUGUGACCAUCGCGUGGUGGACGGAGCAGUCGGAGCUCAGUGGCUCGCAGAGUUCAGGAAGUUCCUGGAGAAGCCUGUCACCAUGCUGCUCUGAUUGGAUAACACUGUGGUUGGCUGGAGCCGUCGCCAAGCUGAUUGGUGGAAACCGUUCAUCAUGUUUCUGUGAUUGGCUGGCCCACCACAAGGACACUCCCCCUCCCCCUUAAAGGGGUGAGGCAGGACUCACUCCCCUCAGAAUAUGACACUUUUCCCUCUUCCUCUGUCUCUCACCCUCCAUAACUGUUGACAUAGUUAUUGACAUAGUUACAGUUUAGCCCCGUGGCUGUGAUGUCACUACAACAUGUUGUUUAUAAAGGUAACUGUUACAGUUGGGAGAAGAUUGUGUUUAAAGUUUAAAAAAAAGAUGAGAUUGGAGCUAAGAGUACGUUAGCAAAGAGAGAGAGAGAGACACAGACAAACACACACACUAGCCCAGCCCCUCUGAUCAGCCUGCUAUGUAGAACCAGUAUAGUCACACGCUAGCCCAGCCCCUCUGAUCAGCCUGCUAUGUAGAACCAGUAUAGUCACACACUAGCCCAGCCCCUCUGAUCAGCCUGCUAUGUAGAACCAGUAUAGUCACACGCUAGCCCAGCCCCUCUGAUCAGCCUGCUAUGUAGAACCAGUAUAGUCACACACUAGCCCAGCCCCUCUGAUCAGCCUGCUAUGUAGAACCAGUAUAGUCACACGCUAGCCCAGACAUACCUCCAGGUAUGGAGCUGAGAACAGCUGAUCUAGCUUGUGAUGCUCUAUGAUCAGCUGAUCUAGCUUGUGAUGCUCUAUGAUCAGCUGAUCUAGCUUGUGAUGCUCUAUGAUCAGCUGAUCUAGCUUGUGAUGCUCUAUGAUCAGCUGAUCUAGCUUGUGAUGCUCUAUGAUCAGCUGAUCUAGCUUGUGAUGCUCUAUGAUCAGCUGAUCUAGCUUGUGAUGCUCUAUGAUCAGCUGAUCUAGCUUGUGAUGCUCUAUGAUCAGCUGAUCUAGCUUGUGAUGCUCUAUGAUAGGGGUCUCCAACAGGUCCAUCUACCAGUAGCUACCAGCCCACCUAUGAGUAGUUCAUCAAACAAUUCUGAAAGUACAUGCAAUUGUCAGUAUCAGACACAGAAAGCUCCCAACUACUAUCUAAACAACACAACGUUGACAUUAUCCCACCCCUGGUUAGCGACUAUUGGCUUCAAAAGCCAAACCUAACACAAUAUCUGGCAAUUAUUUUCCAACAAUAUUGCCUCUGUCUGUGUGGUGUGCAUGUUUUUCUAUCACUCAGUGUGUAGCCAGUUGAUAUGAUAACCGUCUUGUGGUUUUACAGAAAUACUUUCGCCAAAACCUUCUCAAUUAAAUGUUAACUGCAAAGUAGGCUUACCUGGCAGAAGCAUAUCAUGAGUAAGUACGUAAUUUGCAUCUGUUAUUUGUUAACUCUGCCAUGAACUGAGCAGCAGCAGUCCAGAACCAUCACUAGAUCAGCACAUGAGAUGGGACAUUCCUCACUCCCCAGAUUAACAAUUAAAGGGCCAGAUGCACACUUAAAGGGGAAUUACACCCCAAAAAGUCUAAAUUUGUUCGUUUUCUUCCAGAUUUAAGUAUUGACAUGGACUCAGAACAUCCAUUAUGACACCUCCACUGUGGGCCUCUAUAGGUCUUCUGAUGUGAUUUAAUGACAUGGAUUCAGAACAUCCAUUAUGACACCUCCACUGUGGGGCUCUAUAGGUCUUCUGAUGUGAUUUAAUGACAUGGACUCAGAACAUCCAUUAUGACACCUCCACUGUGGGGCUCUAUAGGUCUUCUGAUGUGAUUUAAUGACAUGGACUCAGAACAUCCAUUAUGACACCUCCACUGUGGGGCUCUAUAGGUCUUCUGAUGUGAUUUAAUGACAUGGACUCAGAACAUCCAUUAUGACACCUCCACUGUGGGGCUCUAUAGAUCUUCUGAUGUGAUUUAAUGACAUGGACUCAGAACAUCCAUUAUGACACCUCCACUGUGGGGCUCUAUAGGUCUUCUGAUGUGAUUUAAUGACAUGGACUCAGAACAUCCAUUAUGACACCUCCACUGUGGGGCUCUAUAGGUCUUCUGAUGUGAUUUAAUGACAUGGACUCAGAACAUCCAUUAUGACACCUCCACUGUGGGGCUCUAUAGGUCUUCUGAUGUGAUUUAAUGACAUGGACUCAAAACAUAAUGUCGUUGUUUCUCUAUGAACAAUUCUAACCAUCAUUUAGGAGAGAGAAAAAACAGAUUUUAUAGCCCCCCUUAGAGUUGUUUAUGAAUGAACUGUUAUUUGACCAGGUAUAUUGACAGAACACAGUUCACUACAUUCUGAGUAGCAGGAAAGAGCAGAAUGUGCCUACAGUGAGGAGGAGAAGUAUUUGAUCCGCUGAUGAUUGUGUACAUUUGCCCACUGACAAAGACAUGACCCGUCUAUAAUUUUAAUGGAAGGUUUAUUUGAACAGUGAGAGACAGAAUAACAACAACAGAAAUCCAGAAAAAACCCAUGUCAAAAAUGUUAUAAAUUGAUUUGCAUUUUAAUGGGGGGGGUCAAAUAGUUUUUUCCCUCACUGUAUUUGAAAGCUAGAAAGAAAUGAGUAGCUGAAGACAUUUCUAGCUCUUAUGCUAGAAAAGGUUGGAGACCCCUGCUCUAUGAUCAGCUAAUCUAGGAUGGGUGGAGUCUUAAUUUACAGAGUGGGAGGGGCUUUAUUUAUGACAUCACCCCCUGACUAAGCACUCGGCCAAUCCCCUUCUUCCCCUGGACAUGUUAUUAUUUUCUAACCUGUUAACAAACAUUCUGAACAGGAAACGUUGUGUAUUUACAUGACAUCAUCUGAAAACAAGUGAAACGCACAAAGAAGUGAAGCUGGAUGUACCGUUGCCAUGGGAAUUAUUGCUGAAUAAAUUGAGUCAAAAUGAGCUACUAUGGUGCUGUUGUGGAGAGUCCUAUAUUAAUAUAUAUAUAUUAAAGCUCUGUUAUAUGUUAUAUAUAUUAUACACUGAACAAAAAUAUAAAUGUGUUGAUCCCAUGUUUCAUGAGCUGAAAUAAAAGAUCCCAGAGAUGUUC